AUGGAUGUAAGAAAAGCUGUUGCACAAAUAUUAAAAUCAUUUCAAAUUGAAAUUGAUAGUUUAUCAAAACGAAGUAAAGCAGCAGAAAAAGCAUUUUUAGAAAUUUAUCGACAUUUAAGUGACCUACCAAAUCCUAUUCCAGCACUCGGUUACGUUCAAAAUUUACAACAUAAAGCCGAAAAAGUAUCUGAUUUAGAAAUUGAAAAUUUGAAAUUACGUGAAACAUUGGAUGAAUAUAAUCACGAAUUUGCUGAUGUAAAAAAUCAAGAAGUAACAAUCAAACAAUUACGAGAAAAGAUCAAAGACUUCGAAGAAAAAACAGAAUCAAAUUUACAGCAACGUAUUAAAGAAAAAGAAAAAGAAUUUCAACGUACUUAUGGUGAUAAAGAACGUCAAUUACAAAACCAACAAUUUGAUUUAGUUACAAAAUAUGGAGAAAUGGAAAUGCGUAUAUCACAAUUACAGACAACAUUGGAACAAGCACAUCAAGAAAUGUUUGAAUAUAAAUCUAAACAAGAAGAUUUGAGUAGUGCACGUUCAUCUGAAAUUGAAAUACUUAAUCAAGAUUUAGAACGAGCAAACGAUCGUGCCUCAAAUUCUGAACGUCUAGUUGAAAAAUUACGUGAACAAUUAGAACAGUUGAGUCAAACAAACGAUUUAAAUAAUAAAAAUUCUACAAUUGAAGAUGAAAAUGAUGAAUAUGAACGUUUAACAAAAUCACGUAUGCAACAAUCAACAUUAGAAUUUGAAUUAGCUUCGAAAGAACGUGAAAUAUCACAAUUAGUUAUUGAUGCUCAAAAAUUACAAGCAACAUUAAUUAAAGUUAAAGAAACUUCAUUUUCACAAAUUUCUGAUCUUGAAUCAUUGUUAAGUACGAAAGAGAAAACAAUUACACAUUUAGAAGAGAAAUUACAAACACAAUCAGAUUAUGAUGAAAUUAAACGUGAAUUAAGUAUAUUAAAAUCAAUUGAAUUUUCAUCAUCAUCUUAUCGUAAUGAUGAACAAAAUAAUGAUCAAACAGUUACAAUACCGAAAAAAUCAUUAGAAAUAUUAUUGUUAGAGAAAAAUCGAGCAUUACAAAAUGAAAAUACACAAGUUAAAGUAGCACAUCAAGAUCUAGAAAGUAAUAAUUAUCAUCAUUGUCAUCACUGUUCUCAUUGUCAUAAUUUACCUUCCGCUGUUGUACCGUCUUUAGUCCCUCCUAUAUCUAUCUCUCAUUCUUCAUUGUAUCUAACACCAUCAUCAACAUCAUCUGACAUUCGUUCCUCUGCAGCAACAACAACGACAACAAUGUAUUCUAGUCUUGAUUUGUCGUCUUUUAUAUCAAAAACAAAAGUAAUUUCAAAUGAAAGUGAAACUUCUCCCAUACGUACUUUUAAUAUUGAUCUUUCAAAUAUGCUUUGCAAUAACAAAGAUAGUAAAUCGAAUUCUGAGUCAUUAUUUAAAAAAGAGAAUGAAUCCGUGAUAUCAAAUACAUCUGCACUUUUAUCACAAAAAGUUUGUCCACUUACUAAUUUGACUACUAGUAUUAAUGAUAAUAUAACACCAACUAAUAUACCAUUAACCACUAUUAAUUCUCAUAAUCUAAAUAAACUAUCAUGUACAUCUUCAUGCCAAAGUUCGAAACUAUUCGAUUCAAAGGAUUUUUUACAAUCCUAUAUUUCAUUAUCAUCAAAAUAUCCCACAACGUGCUCGUGCUUGCCUUUAACGACACCAACUGCCUCCCUCUUAUCAACAACAGCAACGACAAUGUUGCCAUUUGAUUAUUCAUCAUUAGCAACACCUCUUCAAGGUAGGUAA
This is a messenger RNA of Didymodactylos carnosus, 1800 nucleotides long. The record is from the annotation of a GenBank genome assembly. Lineage: Eukaryota; Metazoa; Rotifera; Eurotatoria; Philodinida; Philodinidae.